AUGUCGCUUUCCACCAGUCUCAUCACUGUAGCCACGUCGGAUCCCAUCGUGAAUCAGAGUCGCCUCACCAUUUACAACGAUGUGGGACGUGAGGCCCUUUACGCAGUCGUAACUACCCAGCUCGUCGACAUUCGCCACGAAGAAAUCGCAUCGUGGUCGAACUCCAGUGACUCUGAGCAGAAGUACAAGCAUGAAUACAAGGACUUCAGCAUGUUCAGAGUCACGAAGGGAGAGGAGGUUAGCACCAGAAUCAACCUUGCAACGGGCGUAUUCACAGGGCUUACAAUUCACGGAGAGCAUUCUCAAAUAAGGUUUAGUCGAGAGGAGGCGACAGGGUCGAUAACUGGAACGGUCGAAGUAGCCGUCGCUCCCCACAGGGACCUCUACCUCUACCAGAGAAAGUAUACCUUCCUGGUUAAAGUCACCUACAUUCUCGAUGGAUGGGGCAAAUUGUGCGAUGUGGGGUCGUUGGGAGGAUUUCAUAUUCAGGAGUCGAUUUGUGAUGUAGAGAUUUACACGAGGGAGUGGUUCACACGAUCUACCCCGUUGAUCGAGACGAGGAGUGAGGCUUUCGAAGGACAGGCGAAGACAGGUCUCGCGGGCAUGACUUGCAAGUUUGAGGAUCUUACGGAGAAGGCUAGGGAUACGAUGAGGAGCAUGGGGAUCGAUGGGAGGAUCGGGGCCGGAUGUCAUACGUGA
Messenger RNA from Stereum hirsutum FP-91666 SS1, 699 nucleotides. RefSeq lists its product as uncharacterized. Bases 1 to 699 code for a protein of 232 amino acids. The record is from RefSeq and is a predicted model, not a curated record. Lineage: Eukaryota; Fungi; Basidiomycota; Agaricomycetes; Russulales; Stereaceae. The transcript has 2 exons.